Messenger RNA from Diospyros lotus (date-plum), 1048 nucleotides. Its product is annotated as blue copper protein-like. The record is from RefSeq and is a predicted model, not a curated record. Lineage: Eukaryota; Viridiplantae; Streptophyta; Magnoliopsida; Ericales; Ebenaceae. Gene Ontology annotation, molecular function: electron transfer activity. Gene Ontology annotation, cellular component: plasma membrane. The transcript is spliced from 2 exons. Bases 134 to 829 code for a protein of 231 amino acids.
AAGGAGAGACCAAUUCGGUAAUUCCAAGGAAAAGUGAGGGGGAGGCUCGGGCUAAGUAGGAAGCCAGGUAUCUGAGGACUUCCCUUGCCUUUAUUUUUGUGGAGGAGAGAGAGAGAGAGACAGAAAGAGAGAGAUGGAGAAGACAGGUUACUGCUUUGGCCUUCUAUUCUCUUGUACUCUUCUUCUUCUUCUUCUUCUUCUAUCUUCUUCAGAAUCUGUUGAAGCUUACAAGAAUUACACAGUUGGCGACUCUCUGGGUUGGUAUGACAACCUCCUGAAGCCCACUGUCAACUACCAGAAAUGGGCUGCCGCCAAGAACUUCAGCUUGGGAGAUUUUCUCAUUUUUAAUACGGACAGCAACCACUCUGUGGUUCAGACGUACAAUGCGACGACGUACAAGCUUUGCGACCACGAGGACGCCUCCGAGAACGACACGAUCGAGUGGUCGGCAACCGAUCCCUCCGCCACCACUCCUCAACCGGUCACGGUGCCCGUUCCUCUGGUUAAGGAAGGGACCAAUUACUUCUUUUCUGGUUUCUACGACGGCGAGCAGUGCAAGAACGGGCAGCGCUUCAAGAUCGACGUGGCUCACGGGCAGGGGCUCCCACCGAGCCUGAGGGACCCGUCCGACGAGGCUCCGGCGCCGAACAGUCCUGAUUCCGGCGGCGAAGAAUCUGUCCCGGAUACGCUGGUGCCGUCGAAUUUCGACCAUCCUCAGGAGACCAGCGAUGACGACUCGGCGAGAUCGGGAUCUGUUUCUUUGUCACGGGUCUCCGGUUGGGGAUUAAGUGGAAUUUUGGUAUUGUCGGGGGUCGGUUUGUUAUUUUGAGAGGUUUUGGGGUGGAAUAGAAGAAAGCAGAAGAUACAUAUAUUUAUGUAUAAGCAUAAGCUAGCUGAGUGUUUGGAAGGUUUUCUUUUGCUUUGAUUCAUUCAUUUGUGAGUUGUGAGCUCUUUGUGGCACCUAGAGACUGUGUGACACACAGUAUGAUAAUUUUUAUUGAUUUUCUAUUUUAAUUAUAAAAUUUCAUCACUACAAAUUAAAUUUGAA